Messenger RNA from Solanum dulcamara, 1199 nucleotides. Its product is annotated as membrane steroid-binding protein 2-like. Gene Ontology annotation, cellular component: endomembrane system; membrane. NCBI's taxonomy places the organism in Eukaryota, Viridiplantae, Streptophyta, Magnoliopsida, Solanales, Solanaceae. The record is from RefSeq and is a predicted model, not a curated record. The coding region runs from base 162 to 917 and encodes 251 amino acids. The transcript is spliced from 2 exons.
CUGGUCCGCACAGCACAAGAAAAUUAUGACUAAAAAAAGCAAACAAACAAACAGACAGUCCUUACUCACCCAAUUCACAAAUCAAGAAACCUCUUUGUUUAUCUCGCCCAACAGUAGAAGCAGAGAUUCACAAAUUUCUUCUUCUUUCUUCUUCACCAAUUAUGGCUGUAGAACUAUGGGAAACAUUGAAAGAUUCUAUUACAGCAUACACAGGUCUUGCUCCGACAACUUUUUUUACACUGAUUGCAUUAGCACUUGCUUUCUACUAUGUUGUAUCGGAGUUGUUUGGUUCACCUGAUCAUCGUCAUCAACAGAGGCCAAGAGAUUUCGAGGAACAGAUGCAGCCUCUGCCACCACCAGUUCAACUUGGAGAGAUUUCGGAGCAGGAGUUGAAGCAGUAUGAUGGGUCUGAUUCAAAAAAGCCUUUGUUGAUGGCUAUCAAGGGUCAGAUCUAUGAUGUUUCGCAGAGCAGAAUGUUCUAUGGACCUGGAGGACCUUAUGCAUUAUUUGCUGGAAAGGAUGCUAGUAGAGCUCUCGCCAAGAUGUCCUUUGAGGAAAAAGAUCUCACUGGUGAUAUCUCUGGCCUUAGUCCAUUUGAGCUUGAGGCCUUGCAAGAUUGGGAGUAUAAAUUCAUGAGCAAGUAUGUCAAGGUUGGGACCAUCAAGCAGACAGUGCCAGUAAGUGAUGGUGCAGUUAAUGGUGAAUCUGUUGAAUCAACCGAUCCUGAAGCUAAGUCAGCAGAAGCUGUUGCGUCAGAGAGCCCUAAGCCAUCAGAAGAUGGUCCAUCUGGAAGUGUUGUUGCUGAAACUGAAGCUGUUGCGUCAGAGAGCCCUAAGCCAUCAGAAGAUGGUCCAUCUGGAAGUGUUGUUGCUGAAACUGUGGACAAGUCUGACGUUGACGUUGACAAGAAGGACUAAUUGACAUACCAUUUUCAUCUACAAGCUCAGCACUACGGGGAACGGUUCUAUUGGAGAUACAAAAACAUGGCUUUGUGAAGAUAUGUGUAUUAUCUCGUGUCAGAUGAAUGUUGAUUCUAGCAUAUAAACUCCUUAGGUAUUCGAGUUACUCUUUCUGUUUGGUGUAUGAAUAAUGAACAAGCCUUUUAGUCCCUGCAAUUGUAGGUAUUGAUAGAGCACAUACUUGAUAACCUAUCAGUAAAGUUUACCUAUAUGUCUGCAAGUGGUUGUUAUUCUCCCUCA